Bursaphelenchus okinawaensis is the source of this 3155-nucleotide messenger RNA. NCBI's taxonomy places the organism in Eukaryota, Metazoa, Nematoda, Chromadorea, Rhabditida, Aphelenchoididae. The record is from the annotation of a GenBank genome assembly.
AUGUCAUAUCAUAAAAAGGAACGUCGUGUUGGCUUUGUCAAGUCGGGAUUUGUCAAGCUGGGCUUUGUUAACUUGUUGAUCUUCUUGGUUAGGGAGUUGAGGUUCAUUAAGAUGUUAAAACUAAGUUACAGUAAGAUUAAGCUAACGAGGUAAUAAAGGUUUAACUAUUUUUUUAGCUUUUGCUUUGUAUAUAUUUCAGCUAUAGUAAUACGGUUUCGUACACUCUCUUUAUAUUACGGUUGAAACUAAAAGUGAAAAAAAAGUCUCAAAUUGCUCUGACAAGAUUUACCUAACCUUGUUAUAGGCUCCAGCUCCUUUUUUAUAAAAAGCUGUAGUUAAAGCUUAUUUUAAGGAUAAAAAACAUUAUUUUAAUUUAUUUUACUUUCUCUAAAAAUCAUUCGUUAUAAUAUAAACAUCAUCAAUGCGUUUCGCUAAAAAUUGAAAUUCCAAAGAAUUAAAUUUUUCCCUUUUCAGCUAGCCAAAAUGCCGCGAUUCCCACAAAAAUGAAGAAUGAAAUCUUCAUUUCGGCAUUGAAAAAGUGUAAGAUAUGUUACCUAAAGCUUGGACUGAAUCAUCUGGCUUUGUGGCUUGCUUACGGCCUCUUCUUAACUUCAUUUGCCAUCAGUUUUGUAGCCAUUGAGAAGUCAGCGGCUUCCAAAACACACGUCCAAUGGAGGUAUCGAGCCAGCUUGCAAAGGCAGAGGUAAGAUUUUUUAAUUAUGAACGCCUAGGUAGUCUUUCUACUAAAAUGUUUGAAAAAGUUCAUAUUGGGCUUUGUUGACUUGCUAAGCCUUUUGAUUGUUGAUUUUAAAAGGUAAAUUGACAGUAUUCCAAAUUCACUGUUUUUUCGUCUUUUGCUCGCUUUUUUAAUUUCUAUGCGUUUAAAACAUCUAAAUUCGAAAUAUGAAUCAUUUUUUUGAAAUGAAGCAAAAAUAUUGUUGUUCGAAUGACCUUCAACUAGCCGAAACACUGUUUUCGAUAUUCAGAGAGAAAAUCUGAAACAUCAAACGUGUCCUCGGUAGUAUAGUGGUAAGUAUCCGCGCCUGUCACGUGCGAGACCCGGGUUCGAUUCCCGGCCGGGGAGGGAAACUUUUUUGCGUUUUUAAUGGUUGCCAAAGGUAGAAAUUACUUUGAAAUGACUUUUUUAAAACAAAAAAAAAGUUUUAUAGUAUUUUUAAAGUUGACUACAUUCUAGGAAAAUUAAAAUUUAAAAAAUUAUUCUCAAAAUACCCUAUGACAAUAUAAAAAGUCUAAAAGUUUCAAUGGUAAUAUAUCCUUAAAUUUAAUAUUAUACCGCCAUAAACCAAAAUUUAAAAACUUUUAAUCACACUUUUAUUUUUCAGCUUCAUAUCACACAUUUUACUGCCAGAGAUCUUUAACAACUCCAAAGUGUUUUUGUUUAUUCAUGACCAUAAAACCAGAUACCUCUCUCAAAUCCUGUAUGAUCGACUACUCGAAUACGAACGUAAAUUCAAAUGUGGUGAUGAUGGAAGAGGAAACAGAAUGGAAUCACCAAGAGAAACCCAGCCGGCAUUAAAGGCUUCCUUUCCUCGGGCUUUGUUUUAUGUAAGUUAAAAAAAGAAUGGCACAUAUUGGAUGUUAUAAACUAAAGGGGAUAUUAUAAUAUAAGGUAAAAAGUCAAGAGACAAAGUAAACCAAGAGAUAAAAUGUUGAAUAAAAAUGUGAUCACAGUAGGAUAAUUACAGUAUUUCAGGCCUUUUCCUGCUCAUCAACGAUAGGACAAAGCGCUAUACGAGCAGAAACAUCCAAGGGGAGGAUGACUUCUGUGGCUUUCAGUCUACUUGGUAUACCCUUUACAUUACUGGUCAUAAAAGAGUUGGAAAAGGUCCUACUGAAGCUACUGGUACUAAUCUGCACUAUAUUAUGUAAGCUUUCAAAAAGUUUUAAAAAAUUUACUAUUAUUGAGCUCUGUAACUAAAAAAUUUUUUUUGUAAGUUAAAACAAACAAAAAAAAGUUACAGUAAUUCAACUGUAUCAAACUUUAACAUCUACUGUAUAUUCUUUGUACUUUUAAAAGCUAAAACUGCAGUUUUUGUUACCUUAAAACGCAAUUUCAGGCCGACUAUUCCACGUUUUUCGUUACUGUACCCUGAAUACUGUAACCGAGACAGAAGUUCGUCGAAACCUAAAACAAAACUCAGCUCCAGCGCUUGUCAAUUCAGUUGUAUCGAUACAAACACCAGCUUUGAAUGUCGCUGCCCGACUCAAAUUCGUACCUAUACCACUAGCAAUAUUGUCUAUCAUAGUAUGGGUCGGGCUUGGUACAAUAUGUAUGAAUAGGUACUCUACUGCUGGAAAUGGAGCUACAUACGAGUUAAUCGGUUAUAACCUGAUCAAUGCCAUUACUACUAUCAACUUUGGGGAUUGGGCUGCUGAGGGUAAGCAAUAUAGUUAGAUUUUAUAAAGGAACCUCCCUCCCUUCCUUACUCCCCUCCCCAAUAUUACAAGUUUAUAUUCUCCGGCCUUAACUCUGAUAUUGUUAUAGACAAUACUUAUUUAAUUUACAUUCUUUAAGCGCUACAAUCUUUAAAAUAAUAUCCACCCGUUUCAGACAGCCUCCCAUUUGUAGUAGGAACAAUCAUCUACACCCUCACCGCUUUAUCACUUAUCUCCCUCCUUAUCAACCUUAUCCAUGCCAAGUUUGUCUUCAAAUAUUGGAGAGAAGAACGACGAAAAGAACCCAGAAGACAGCCGGAUUCAGACAGAACCGGCCUUAUCGACCAUGACGCUGAAAACAACACAUUUUGCGAUGAAUAUGAAACCGACAACUUCUUCGACACCUCAAUAUGCAGCUACAACACUAUUGGAAUCUUCCAGACUGAAGUAAGUAUACCUUUGACACCUUAAAAUUUUCAACAUUAAAAAAUGUGAUUUCUAAAGCAUAAGCUAUCAAAAAUAAUAUAAAAAUUCAAAAAACUACCUAAACUUUGUUCCAGGACCGAUUCCGUCUCUUCUCCGAGAUCAAGUGCAAGGUGGAUGCUGAAACGCAAACCGAGCCUCGUACCUUUAAACCAAGAGACAUGGACAUACCCAGAAGACCCAUAAUAGUAGCUCAUAGAGAUUAUAUGUCUCAUGACGAUGUCAACUCACUGCUUCGAGAAAACUACCGACGUCAACGACAAGAAUGGAUCUAA